AUGAACAAACAUGAUUCAACGAGUAGAUACGGACCCCUCGUCGGUGCAAUCGAUGAAGGGACUAGUAGCACUAGAUUUUUGGUGUUUGCUGCAGACACAGCUGAAGUAUUAACAUAUCAUCAAGUACCUAUAUCACAGUCAUGUCCAAAAGAAGGAUGGGUUGAACAAAAUCCUAUAGAAAUAUUAAAAGCAGUUAGAGAAUGCCUUAAUCAGACUGUAUUUAACUUAAGACAGCUUACCAUAGAUCCUAGUGACAUAGUUGCUGUUGGCAUAACAAAUCAAAGAGAAACUACAAUUGUAUGGGACUCUAUUACUGGAGAACCAUUAUAUAAUGCUAUAGUAUGGAUGGAUAUGAGGACUACAUCAAUUAUAGAUGAUAUAUUAAAAAAAAUACGCAAUCAAAAUAAAAACUAUUUGAAGCCACUCUGUGGUUUACCAAUUAGUCCAUAUUUCAGUGCUUUAAAAUUGAAGUGGUUAUUAGAAAAUGUACCUUCUGUUCGUGAAGCAUUAGAUCAAAAACGGUGCAUGUUUGGUACAAUUGAUUCAUGGUUAAUUUGGAACUUAACUGGAGGAACAAAUUCUGGUGUACAUGCUACUGAUGUUACAAAUGCCUCAAGAACAAUGCUAAUGAAUAUCACAACUUUAAAAUGGGAUCCAACAUUGUUAUCAUUUUUUAAUAUACCACCAGAAAUUUUACCUGAAAUUCGUAGUUCAUCAGAAAUAUAUGGUUAUAUACAAGAUGAUAUUCUAUCUGGUGUACCAAUAUCAGGGUGUUUAGGUGAUCAACAAUCAGCAUUAGUAGGUCAAAUGUGUUUACAAAAAGGACAGGCAAAAAGUACUUAUGGCACAGGUUGCUUUCUUUUAUACAAUACUGGAACUGCUAUUGUAGAUUCAUCUCAUGGACUAUUGACAACAGUUGCUUAUCAGUUAGGACCACAGUCACCACCAAUAUAUGCCCUUGAGGGUUCUGUAGCUAUAGCUGGAGCUGUUAUUCAAUGGCUCAAAGAUAAUCUCGGAAUUAUUACUGACGUGAAAAAGUCUGAAUCUCUUGUUGAACAAAUUCCUAAUGAUAACCAUGUUACAUUUGUGCCUGCAUUUGCUGGAUUAUAUGCUCCAUAUUGGAGAAAGGAUGCAAGAAGUGUUAUAUGUGGAAUUACUGAAGACACUAAUAGUACACAUAUUAUAAAGGCAGCUUUGCAAGCCGUUUGUUUUCAGACAAGAGACAUUUUAGAAGCCAUGAAAGAAGAUACUGGUUUAGUUUUAUCUAAAUUGUUAGUAGAUGGUGCUAUGACUAACAAUAAUUUAUUAAUGCAAAUGCAAGCAGACAUUUGUGGAAUUCCAGUUGUGAGGCCUUUAAUGUGUGAAACUACUGCACUUGGAGUUGCAAUAGCUGCUGGAAGUGCAGAUGGUAUACGGAAAUGGGAUGUGAAAAUAGAUGCUACUGUACCAAGUGACACUUUUCUACCUUCAAUAAGUGAAAACGAACGAGAUAUAAUGUAUUCACAAUGGAAAAUGGCUAUUGAUCGAAGUUUAGGAUGGGAACCCAUAACAGAUACCAGUGAGAAUACAAAAAAUAUUCAUAAAGCAACUGCCCCCGGCAUUUUUGUGAUAGGCACAAUACUUUUACUUAUGAUUGCUAGGUAUCAGUCUAUGUUAUGA
Habropoda laboriosa is the source of this 1659-nucleotide messenger RNA. RefSeq names its product glycerol kinase-like. NCBI's taxonomy places the organism in Eukaryota, Metazoa, Arthropoda, Insecta, Hymenoptera, Apidae. Gene Ontology annotation, molecular function: glycerol kinase activity. The record is from RefSeq and is a predicted model, not a curated record. Gene Ontology annotation, cellular component: mitochondrion. Gene Ontology annotation, biological process: triglyceride metabolic process; glycerol-3-phosphate biosynthetic process; glycerol metabolic process. The transcript is spliced from 10 exons. Bases 1 to 1659 code for a protein of 552 amino acids.